Drosophila bipectinata is the source of this 1241-nucleotide messenger RNA. RefSeq names its product breast cancer metastasis-suppressor 1-like protein (gene Brms1). The record is from RefSeq and is a predicted model, not a curated record. Gene Ontology annotation, biological process: negative regulation of transcription by RNA polymerase II. Gene Ontology annotation, molecular function: histone deacetylase binding. Lineage: Eukaryota; Metazoa; Arthropoda; Insecta; Diptera; Drosophilidae. Gene Ontology annotation, cellular component: Sin3-type complex.
AGGCUUUGUCGUCGACCAACACUUUUUUGCAACAGCUCCAAAAUCGUAAAAUUUUCCACCAAUUUUCUGUUUUCUUAGGGGCACUCUAUAAGAUAAAAAUUAAAGAAGUGAAAAAACGAAGAGCACACCGUACCCCACACCCCAUAAACGUGGAAAAGCAGUGAUAGACCCGACCGAGAAAAAAUGCCGGUGAAGAAUGGUGAAUCCGAUGGCGAGGGCGAUGUUUCUGGAGCGGAAUCGGAGCACUCGAACUCCAGCCAGGCACACGACACCUCAGACGAAGAGGAGGCCAACGAAUGCGACUCCGAUGACUCCUCCGAGCUAGACGCCAACGAAAUUGAGCGCCGGCGGGCGGAGCACAUGGAGGAUUUGAUGAGCCUGGAGCGGCAGUUUAACCAGCUGCGGGAACAGUACUACUUCGAACGCAUCAAUCUCAUCGAUCGCCAGCUGCAGGAGGUGCGUUCGGGCCGCUCCGAGGAGUUCGUUCAUCCUCAGAAGGAGCUGGACAAGGUCUAUCGCACCCGCAUCGAGGUGGCCGAUGUGCUGCGUCGAUUCCGCUUGCAGAACAUCGAGCACAAGUUCCUCUCCGAGGAGCAAGCAGCCGUACAGCACUUUGAGAGCGAGAAGCACAUGGCAGUGGAUUUCCUGCGCGAGGAGCUGGUGGAGCGUAUACGUCGCCUGGAGGAGGACCGGCACAACGUGGACAUCUCCUGGGCCGACUGGGGCACCGACAAGCGCCAGAGCAAGGUGCGCGGUCCGGGACGCAAGAAGGCCGUUACCGUAACAGGGCCAUAUGUGGUGUAUAUGCUACGCGACGAGGACAUUAUGGAGGACUGGACGAUCAUACGCAAGGCCCUGAAACGAUCCUCCUCCACUGCCGCUGCCGCCACUGCCACAGCACCCGCAACGGCCGGAGUGCCCGGAGUCAGUCUGUCCGGCUUGCCACCCAUGGCCGGGGCCAGUGGAUAACGGUGGGGCGUGGCUGCUUACGCCCAUCUGCGUACCUGACGGCGACAGCAGCAGAAUCAGCAUAAGUAGUACCAUAAGCAGGAGCAAGAGAAAGAAAGAGAGUAGGAAGAGAGCUCCCACAUCCGAUUAAUUUUAGGCGAUUAAGUUAACCUUUGAAAUAUCCUGUAGACUUUAGUUGUCGCACCACCUUCUCACUCCUCUCCCCCCCUCCAGUCAUCCAGACAAUGUAAUUUAUGCUAAAUUAUAAGCGAGAAUAAAUGUGGUUACCAGAA